Messenger RNA from Mycena citricolor, 3937 nucleotides. NCBI's taxonomy places the organism in Eukaryota, Fungi, Basidiomycota, Agaricomycetes, Agaricales, Mycenaceae. The record is from the annotation of a GenBank genome assembly.
GAAGGAUUCGUCGCGCUUAAAUAAGCUUCGUACGACUUAGUCCUCAUUUACGUGACAGAAGGCAGUGCUUCACACCGAGGGAUUGCGAAUAUCACGGCCCAUAAAGAAUCAAUUAUAUUCUAUAUAUUGGGGCAUAAAAAAUGAAGUGAUCUGAUAUGUGACAUAUCGGGCACCCGGAUCAUACCCGGUACCCGAUAUCUGUGGUAUCAGGUCGUUUUUGCGCUGAUAUGUGACAUAUCAGGUCAGCUUCUUUGUGGGGUCACAAUAUAUGGAAUAUAACUUAUUCUUUAUGGGCCGUGUUAUGUGUGAUCCCCCGGUGUGCUUACUACGAUUCCGAGCUUCAAAAACCCAAUGCUACAAUCUAGGACCCUAUCGAUACACUUACACAAGACAAUGCAAACACAGGAGAUAAAGAAACACGUGCGCUGGCUGUCACGUGAACGCCAACGCGCCCCAAGCGGCGACGGCACCCACUGCGCCAAUGACCAUCGUCUUUGCGGCUGCACUGAGCGCCAGGGACCUUCCCUGCGGAACGGGGACGAGCGCGUGCAUCUUCGUUUCGAUCUGGUUCAACAGAACGUCGACGGCCGAAUCGGUCCGCCCGACCACGACGAUAGUGUCGGCGUGGUCCAGUGGCAUGGUGCGCGUGCAUAAUCCGUGGAAGGUUGCCGCUGCAAUGAUGACCGGGACGUCCGGGGUGGAGAUUACAUAGAUGGUUGCUUUCGUGAGGGAUGAGAGCGAUGCGAUGAAGGAGUCGUGCUCGGCGUGUGUGAGUGUGCGCGUCAAAGGCCGAGGGCACGACGAGGUUAGAUUGCACUCCGUCAAAGUGGGAGAUGACGGUGCAAGAAGUUCUUCCGCGUCGUCUGUAGGGGUCAUCGCGCGAGGAGUGGCGCUCCCAACCGUAGCCAUGUCCGAGACUUGCGACAACACAGGCUCGUCAAUCUCGUUCUUGAAGAGCGAGAUCUGGGAGCACACGAAGCUGGACGAAGGAGAAAGCAGCGUCCCAGGCAUCUUGGUGAAAGGCCGCCUUGUCACCAGAGUCUCGACUUCUACCUCGGAUCCCACCGCCGAGGGCGAGAGAUUCAAUGACUGAAGCGCGUCUGAGACGAGACGUGUGGGCGAGUCAAAGAAGGAUUCGCCGGCGGGCGAUUCUGAGUCAACGAAAGGGCAGCCUUCGCGUGGAUGCCCUUUGCGUGGACGUUUGCAUUGGCUACAGACGCGGGGCUUGCUUGGCGUUGAGGCUUUCUCAGGAGUCGGUAGAGGUGAUUUGGCCGAGUUUCGCGUGGUGCGUAGACUGAUUGGAGAAGAGCGAAGAACAGGUGCCAUGAGAGAGCAGUUACGGCGGGCCAGAUAGUUCUGAUUGGCGGUUUCGUGGGCCGGUCAGCUGAUCCGAUCAUCGGGCCAGCAUUGUGCUCCUGUACUCAGUUGAUCAUGUUCAUUCAGCGUUUUCGGACCGCAGGAUCCCCGGACCCGCGCGCUCACUCGUUCGCUUGCAAGUAUUGCCUAUCCAAUUCACAUCGGUACCACUCUUUCCACGCUCCGGUGACAAGUAUGAGGCGUUCCUUCGAACCAGGUCCAUGGACUUGGACCUCGCAGCUGCCAUCCAUAUGCAGAGCCACGCGUGGAUUGGGUCUCUUCCUUGUGCGUCACCCCACUUCGUCGCGACCUUUCCCACCUGAACUCCAUCUUUUGUUCGGCUUCUUUCCACCCAUUGCCGCCUGCCCGCAAUACGCAAUACGCGUUUUUGCUGACGUGCCUGCCUGCGGAGGUCCUCUUCAAUCUUCCCAUGCUGUAUCACAUUCAUCGAGGCAUCACACCCUGUCAACUUCAAUCCGUGUUGCAUUCUGGCGCUCAGCAGCGACUCGCAUGUCUACCCCCGCUUCGUCCCUCUUGCGUCCUGGCUGUAGUCGGGGCUGUGUGCUGCAAGAAUGUGCUCUCGCUAACGUAAGAAAAUGAUAAUCAAGCGCUUGUCACCACCAUUCUUCUUUUCACUCGCGACUCUGCUUGGCCCGCGAUGUCUUAUCUGAAGACUUGGCUUCCAUCCCGAUCUUCGUAAUGGGGCACUAUCGACUUGGCUUGCUCUGAUGCUGGUGCUUUUCUCCCAGAGAAUCAACUCUGCCGCUCGAGGAGUCAUCCGCUCAGUUAGCAACUUUGAACUCUUGCGACUUAUACUGCGAUUAUGAUUAUGCAUCAAAACGACGUGCUGUUGUAGGAAUCACGGGUAUCGCUCCUGCAUAAAUGCCUCGUAUUCGCCACAUGUCAAUGUCAAACCGCCUCUGCGGUUCAGAUGUCAUCAAUGAUUCUGUGGAUCUCGACCGUUUUUUAACCUCUGAUUCUCACUGGAGGACCAUAUGGCUGGGAGCGCUCGUUCUCAGAUGGCUAAACGGGAUAAAAGCGGGGUGCUAUCUCUCUUGAUAAACCGUCGAGAAGUCCCCCCCGGUCUUUCUUACAGGCAAGCAUGUCGACUUUCAUUGACUCUGCUGAACGGCCAGCCCCUUCCUCCAUCUCCACGCCCUCUGUUCACUCCAGCGAGGAUUCCAAAGACUUGAAGGACGGCGGUAUCACCGAUGUUGUCGUCGCCGAGCUAGGAAAGAUCGAAAAAAAGGAUCUUGAUCUUCCAGCCAAGAAGGGAGCCUCCAGCCUCACUCGCUGGCUUCAUUAUACCGCGUUUACGUACUACCGCAAGACGUUCGCCACGAUAUUCAUCGCGAACAUGGCGGCAUUCAUAGGUUUCAUGGUCCGCAAGGAUGGCCGGCCACUUGCUCCCGACGUGGGUAGCGCUGCCUCUGUCAAUCUCAUGGUCACGCUGCUCUUCCGCCAAGAGAACUUUGUGAAUCUUCUGUACGAGAUCGCUGUCGCUUGCCCUCACAGUGCCCCUCUCUGGCUCCGCAGCCGGCUCGCAAAGGUUUUCCACUACGGCGGGGGCCACAGCGGCUCGGGCACUGCGGCUGUCGUGUGGUACGCGCUCUACACGGGGCUGACGACCAAGGACUACCUGGCGCGGCCAUCCAACUGGGGAUUGGCGAAUGUGAUCACCUCGUACAUCCUGAUCACCAUGUUUGUCUGUAUCCUGGCGGCGGCCCAUCCGAUUCUCCGGCGCCGGUAUCACGACCACUUCGAGGCAGUGCAUCGUUAUUCUGGCUGGGUUGCGUUGAUGACCUUCUGGAUGCACAGCUUCUUUGCUGGCAACCAGUACCGCGCCUACAUGGAAUCACCGCCGUCGCUCGGACGCUACAUCAUCAACACACCCAACUUCUGGACGUUGUGCGUCUCGACAAGCUGCUCGCUUCUCUCUUGGGGCCGUCUGCGCCACAUCAAGGUGUACCCUGAAGUGCUCUCGAGCCACGCCACGCGUUUGCAUUUUAAGUACCGCGACAUGCAGCCGUUCUACGGCCUGAAGAUCUCGACGAAACCCCUCCUCGAGUGGCACGCCUUCGCAACCAUCCCUGACGACGACGGAACGACAUCCAAGGGCUUCUCCGUCGUCGUGUCGAACGCCGGCGACUGGACCAGCGAGAUGAUCCGCAACCCGCCCGAGAAGCUCUGGGUCCGCGGCGCACCCAUGCACGGGCUCCUCUACACAUCCAACCUGUUCAAGAAGAUCGUCGUCGUCGCUACGGGGUCCGGCAUCGGGCCGUGCCUCUCGCUGUUCUACGCCAACGUGACCCCGCGCCGCAUCUUCUGGUCGACACCCGCCCCGCUCGUCACUUAUGGCGAGGGCGUCGUCGGCGCGGUCAAGAAGGCUGAUCCUAACGCGUGGAUCUGGGACACGCGCACGGAGGGCCGGCCAGACAUGGUCGCGGUCACUUACCAACUCGUCGUCGAGGCCCAGGCCGAAGCCGUCUUCAUCAUAUCGAACCCCAAGCUCACUCAGCGCGUCGUGUAUGCUAUGGAAAGCAGGGGGAUCGCCGCUUAUGGCGCCAUCUUCGAUUCUUGA